AUGUCGACUCCUCCGGACCAGUCAGCAAAAUUAGCCCAGCUGCGCGACACGAGUCCCCCUCCGAGUCGUCCUAAUGCUGCUGCCACUAUCGAGAGAACAAGUCUAUGCUCCGAGUAUCGUGAGACAAUACGCAGGUUGUUACAACACAUUAUAUUGGCGAUCCUCCUCGCGGCCCGGCUAUAUAUGCUGCCUCUUCUAUACCUCUCCCACAAACUCUCGGCACACGAUGACCCUUGGUACCCUGCCAUCUGGAAUCUGGUCCGACGCCCUAGACGGGCAUUGGCCAACUGCCAUAGGUGCCAUCAGAGGGAUGGCAGUGCAAAGAACUGGAAAGCAUGGACAAAUGUCAGAGAUGGGCUUUUUGUUCCUGUCAGAAUAUUCAGAAGCUUGUAUACGUUGGGCAGGAUGAUCGGUGAUGAUCCAAACACUCUACCACCAGGUCCGUUUCCUCUGCCGAAUCCCGCCAGGGGCAGCGAUUCUGGUGAUCAAAGCAACGACGAAGAAAGCAUGAGAGAUGGGGUCAUAGGGUCCACAGAUUCUGCACUUGAGGCACCCGCGAGUGCAUCCCAGGUAUACCACGCCGCAUUGCUGAGCAACGGCACUCUCGAUGAAAUACUUGCAGCUUCUGAAGUCGACAAGGAUAAUCCAGCAAUGGGUUAUGAUGGCGUUGUGGUUCGCCGAGGUCGAAACGCAUGUCUCGCUGCGAAAUCUCAUCACGCACUGGUUCACUGCCAGGGGCAACAAUACCGCACUCUGAGCCUCCAGUCUUCUCCCGAGGAAGUGCAUCCUGCUGAAAGGGCGCAUGCGCCUUUUCGCAGCCGCGAUGUCAACCCAUGCCUGCGGGGGUUUCAACUGCCCAAGACACCGGACCGGCGCCCCAACGUGUGUCGAAAGCAGGCCCAGAGCGAGCUUCAAAGAGACAACCAACUACCUAAGAACAGUCCAGAGUCACACGUAUCUGCUUGCACACGCGACUUUCCUGAAGUGCGCCAGGCUGACGAAGAUGUGGACUUUGCUGCUUUGGACCGUUGCCCAACAUUUGUUCGUCGGCAUGCUCAAAGUCGCCUCCCGCGGCGACUGGUGACUGGGGAUAAACAAGCUCUUGCCUUGCUGAAGGACAGAGGCGCAGUGUCGACUCCUGACCUCGGUAUAUCUCCGCCGACACCGACAAAACGCGGCCGGUUGCAACGAAGAGUACGACCGAAGGAAAAUGUGGUGAAAGCCUCGAACGACCCAGGUGAAAGGAGGCAACCGGCUUCGAGAUGA
Fonsecaea nubica is the source of this 1266-nucleotide messenger RNA. RefSeq lists its product as hypothetical. NCBI's taxonomy places the organism in Eukaryota, Fungi, Ascomycota, Eurotiomycetes, Chaetothyriales, Herpotrichiellaceae. The record is from RefSeq and is a predicted model, not a curated record. The transcript has a single exon. Bases 1 to 1266 code for a protein of 421 amino acids.